AUGCAGGAGGAGGCGGAGGUCGACAAGAAGACAAAGGAGACGGAGUUUGGAGAGAAAGUUUCCUCCCUGGCUCAGGGCAUUGACAACGUCUCCCGCGUGUUCUUCCCCAUCUGCUUCCUCCUCUUCAACCUCCUCUACUGGUCCAUCCUGCUGCUGGUGCUCAACGAGGAGGGUCCCGUCGUUGUGAACUGCAGCAUCUUUGUGGAACACUUCAGCUCGGUGGAAGAGACUACCAUGGACUACGAGGUGACCAUCUUCGUCAGGCAGCAAUGGAGCGACCGGCGGCUGUCCAACCACUCCGAGCAGGAGACCGUGGACUUGGACUACCCCUCCAUGGCGACAGUGUGGAGGCCCGACCUGUUCUUCGCCAACGAGAAGAGUGGCCGCUUCCACACCAUCACCACGGAAAACCGGAUGAUGCGCCUCUACCGAAACGGGGACAUCUUCCACUCCAUCAGGCUCACUCUGACUCUCUCCUGCCCCAUGGAUCUGCGCAACUUCCCCAUGGACACUCAGGCUUGCUACAUCUUCCUGGAGAGCUAUGGCUACACCACAGCCGACCUCCUGUUCCAGUGGCUCCCAGCGCACGCGGUGGAGCUCGCCGACGACCUGAGCCUGCCCCAGUUCACCCUCAGCAGCGACAUCAAGCUCAGCACGUGCAACAAAUACUACGUCAAAGGGAACUACUCCUGCAUCGGCGCCCGCUUCCUGCUCCGCAGGGAGAUGGGUUUCUACCUCAUCCAGCUCUACACGCCCAGCGUGCUCAUCGUCAUCAUCUCCUGGAUGUCCUUCUGGAUCGACAUGUCCCUGACACCGGCGCGCGUGGGUCUGGGCAUCACCACGGUGCUCACCAUGACCACGCAGAGCACGGGGUCACGCUCCUCCAUGCCCAAGCUCUCCUACAUCAACGCCAUGGACGUGUGGAUGACCGCGUGCCUCAUCUUCGUCUUCGCCGCCCUCUUCGAGUUCGUGCUGGUCAUCAUGACGUCAGGGACCUUCAGCAUCUUCAACCAGCACGCUCCGCCCUCCUACCAGGUACACCCCCCACGUGAUCAAAAUCAUCGUCUUCAUCAUCGUCGUGGGCGUGCUGGCGAGGAGCCGUCCUGCGAGGAGGCGAUGCGGCGUGCCCGCGCCAUUGACAAGGGCUCCCGCCUCCUCUUCCCCAUCGCCUUCAUGCUCUUCAAUACCAUCUACUGGGUUGUCUACCUCGCCGUCAUUAGCCCAUAG
Petromyzon marinus (sea lamprey) is the source of this 1227-nucleotide messenger RNA. Lineage: Eukaryota; Metazoa; Chordata; Hyperoartia; Petromyzontiformes; Petromyzontidae. The record is from RefSeq and is a predicted model, not a curated record.